GUGUCCUCCGUUGGCUACGUCAGCGCUGCCAGCACACCAGGAAGCGAGCUAAAUCUGCACUAACAGCUGAAAGCAGAGGAGCGAAGAGGCGGAAUAUCACUCUUAUUUAUUUUAAUUCCUUUCUCCAUAUUUAUUCUGGGCUUCCCUGAAAGAGCCGCGGAUAUUCUGACGCUCCUCUGGUCUCCACGCUCCGAGGAAGGACUGAUUUUGAAAGAUGGACCCAACGCUCGCUGAGAUGGGGAGUCACCUCUCUGAUGCCAUGAAGAUUUUGGAGAGUGGACAAAUAGAGACAGCAGAAGACACAGGGAGACGGAGGCUGAGCUGGAGGGAUAUCCCCGGACCCCUGCAGGGAGAUGGUCAGAAUGUGGUAACUAUUCUCCAGCUUGUUCAGAAUCUCAUGCAUGACGACGAGGACAAACAGGCACACCGCAGAAUGCAAUAUGUAGGGGAGCAAGGACACAUGGCUUUAUUGGGACACAGUCUGGCCGCCUACAUUUCCGUCCUGGACAGAGACAGGCUCAGAAAACUGACCACCCGCAUCCUCUCAGAUACGACCCUCUGGCUCUGCAGACUCUUCAGGUAUGAAAAUGGUUCAGCGUACUAUCAUGAAGAUGAUCGUGAGGGCUUGGUAAAGGUGUGUAGGCUGGUUAUUAACGCUCGAUAUGAGGACUACGCCACAGAGGGCUUCACAGUGCUCAGCGUUAAACAGCCUGUAAUCUACCAGAGCGCUUCCUGCAGGCCUGGCCUGGGACAGCAUCUGUGCAGCCAGCUCGGGUUGCCCUUGUCCAGUCUUUGUAUCGUGCCCUGCAACACCAUGUUUGGAUCUCAGCACCAAAUGGACAUCGCCUUGCUGGACAAGCUGAUCAGAGACGAUGUGGAGACGGGGAAGCUCCCUUUGCUCUUAAUAGCAAAUGCUGGAACUCCAGGCGCAGGUCAUACAGAUAAACUGAGUCGCCUCAAAGAGCUGUGUGUGCAGUAUAAUGUCUGGCUGCAUGUUGAGGGUGUCAACUUGGCAACCCUGGUGCUUGGACAAAUUUCCUCUGUGGUCACAGCAGCCACUAAGUGUGACAGUAUGACGCUGACCCCGGGUCCUUGGCUCGGGUUGCCGGCUGUGCCAGCUGUCACGCUCUACAGACACGAGGAUCCAGCGCUGUCUCUAGCAGCAGGCCUAACAUCCAGUCAGCCAGUGGAGAAGCUGCGUGCUCUGCCUCUCUGGCUGUCUCUGCAGUACCUGGGGCAUGAUGGGAUUGUAGAGAGGAUCAGGCAUUCGGCCCACCUCAGUCAGACACUACUGGAGCAGCUAAAGUCACUGACCUCCAUAAAGACUUCGGAUGUCAUCGACAGUGAAAUCUCUCUCCUCGAGGCUUUGAGCAUGGUGGAGGACGAGCUGAGUUCUCCUGUGGUCGUCUUCAGGUUCUCCCAAGACACCAGUUCAGCGUCAAGUGGCGGCUCUGUGGAGGGGUAUUUUUCAGGAGAUAGAGAGGUGCAGGAUUCCCUUAACAGAUGGCUUGGUGAGCAGUUGGCACUACUUGUUCCGACCAGUGGAGUGGAUGUUGUGGAGUUGGAGGACGAAGGAGUGUGUGUGCGCUUUAACCCUCUAAUGACAGCCGCAGCUUUGGGCACUCAGGAGUCAGACGUGGCUCUGUUGGUGGAGAAGCUGGCUGAGAUGGUUCCUGUGCUGAGCUGUACACUGCGUUUCAGGCUGGACUUCAGAGAGGAGGUUCUCCAGCAUGCGUGUCUAAGCUACAUAGAGGACCUGAGUUGGCCUGGUCUCGGCGCUGUCAGGUAUGAGUCUCGGAGGACGGACCUAGAGGAAGGAAAGAGGCAGCAGGAGCUGGAGAAGAUCAAUACAGAGCUGCUGAAGAAACUGAGGGAACUGGACACUGAUCUGGAGUUCUCAACAGGUCCAGAGUUCAGUGAAGAGAGGAACUGUAUAUUUAUCGGAAUGGCAACUGAGGAUCUGGAUGUAGCGGCGUUGGUAGACACCAUCGCAUCUACUGGGAGAGAGAUUGAAGAGAGUGGAAAGCUGUUAGAGAACAUGACCGAGGUGGUGAGGAAAGGCAUCCUGGAGGCUGAACUGCAGCUGCAGAAAGCGUCAGAGGAGAAGCUCAUGGAGGAGGGAGUCCUCAGGCAGAUCCCACUGGUGAGCUCAGUGGUGAACUGGUUCUCCCCUGUUCAGAGUUCUGUUAAAGGCAGGACUUUCAACCUCGCUGCAGGUUCACUGGACACUACUGAUCCCAUUUAUGCUAUGAAAGCCCAAACGAAUAAAGAGGGUUCCUCUGAAACCCCAACAGCCACAGCCAAACGCCUGCCAGGUCAGAAGCUGUUCCGACGCUCGGGGGCGGGUUCUGACUCUUUCAGUGAAACCAGCUCAGUCUGCCACCUGGAGGAGACCUUCAGAGAGCCGCUGCCGGCUGAAACGUCUGAACACACUGAGUCGGAUCUGGAGGUACCUCACACGCCCCCCUUCCACGCUGAGGAGACCUCCGUCUCGGACCAGCGUGUCCCGGACGGCCAGGGGGCGGAGCCUGACUCCAUCAGAUAGAGCUCACUUCGCUGCAGGCGAAGUGUGUGUACUGUAUGAAGCGCGGAGUGAUCGCUCCCGGGUGCGCGACCUCGAUGCCUUUGACAGAGUCACUCUAGAAAUUAGGUUUAUGAAGCAGCUUUAAGUGCAACUACUGCGACACUGGGGUUCCAACAGCAUGCGUAGUUCCUCACAGCCCGGUUCUCACCACACAGAUCUAGAUACCUGCCGUCCUACCUGGCAAAAGGGACACUCCAGUAUUCUCCAGCCUCAUCUCUGUUUGCUGCAUCUGCUGUGUAUCAUCCAUUACCACAAACACUGAUAUCAGCUUAGAUCCCAGAGAACUCAGAACUCCUUUAUAAUGUAAGUCGCUGCAGGUGAUUAACCGUCAUUAAAAUAAUAGAAUACACAGAAGAACCACUUUUGAUUCACUAAAGAAUGUUUGGUUCCGAUGAUAGUGUGAAAUCUGUUUUAAGAACCAUUUUAAUUUCAUAAACAUCUCUUUUCCAAAAAAACAGAACAAACAUUAUAAUUAUUAUUUUUGGAAGUAAAAAUGUUAAAAAUGUUAUCAAAUAGCACCUUUAUCAAUACUGAGAUUUAUAUAUUCUGUGAAUUAUAGUAGAGCCUUUAUAGUGCUAUAUGAAAA
This is a messenger RNA of Astyanax mexicanus (Mexican tetra), 3170 nucleotides long. It is a transcript of the gene pdxdc1, whose product is annotated as pyridoxal-dependent decarboxylase domain containing 1. The transcript is spliced from 24 exons. Gene Ontology annotation, cellular component: intracellular membrane-bounded organelle. The coding region runs from base 215 to 2545 and encodes 776 amino acids. Gene Ontology annotation, biological process: carboxylic acid metabolic process. Gene Ontology annotation, molecular function: carbon-carbon lyase activity; pyridoxal phosphate binding. NCBI's taxonomy places the organism in Eukaryota, Metazoa, Chordata, Actinopteri, Characiformes, Acestrorhamphidae. The record is from RefSeq and is a predicted model, not a curated record.